Messenger RNA from Prunus armeniaca (apricot), 330 nucleotides. NCBI's taxonomy places the organism in Eukaryota, Viridiplantae, Streptophyta, Magnoliopsida, Rosales, Rosaceae. The record is from the annotation of a GenBank genome assembly.
AUGGUUGUAAUUUGCAGCCACUUAAGCUCGUUGCUCAACAUCUUGCUUUACCAUUCCUUCUUCGGACAUUCUCAUGAUCACUGCUUUGGCUUCCCUUCAGAGCAAACCAUAGAGCCAUCGUCGCUCAGCACAGUUCACUACAAACCCGAGCCUUCUGGGACCAGCGACGAGAGUCCUGAGGAGUGUGCUGUGUGUCUAUGCAAGAUUGAGGAAGGAGAUGAGGUUAGAGAACUGAGAUGUGCUCAUCUCUUUCAUAAACAAUGCUUGGACCGGUGGACCGGUGGACCGGGUUUCAGCAUGCCACGUGUCCCCUUUGCCGCAGUUUUCUAG